AUGGCCACGCUCGGCAUCACUUUGCAUCAGAUUAUCUCGUCGCGCACUGCGGCCCGUGCUGCGGUACAGGCACUGAUUACCCCUGCACAGUUUGCGACCGUGCUGAAGAUAGUGCCGGUAUCCGGAGGCAGCCGCUUGCAUGUGACUUGGUCGAAGGUUGUGCUUCGGGACGUACAUCAUUUGGACGGCAUAGUCAUGGCUCUGGGCGCAUUGGGUACUGUGUCUCAGUUUGACAAUGUCGAGCAUCUGAAUCGCGAGGUGGCCGAUACGGCUUUGCGCACCGCGAAGGAGCGGCAGCGCGCUGGUUUGGUCACAGCUUCAGCAGCCGUCGACGUCACGCAACAGCUUCUUCUUCUGCGUGGAGGGCGCAAAUUCGCCGAUGACAGCUUGGCUUUCAUCAAUUGUGCUCAGACGUGGCAAGCGGAUGGGUUGCGACGUCAGGCGCCCCUAUGCUUGUGCUUAGGAUGGCCAGCGCACACCACCUUGAAUCUUACGCCCCGGAGCCUAACGUAG
Messenger RNA from Symbiodinium sp. CCMP2592, 513 nucleotides. NCBI's taxonomy places the organism in Eukaryota, Dinophyceae, Suessiales, Symbiodiniaceae. The record is from the annotation of a GenBank genome assembly.